Molecule: messenger RNA, 2508 nt
Organism: Trypanosoma rangeli
Lineage: Eukaryota; Euglenozoa; Kinetoplastea; Trypanosomatida; Trypanosomatidae
Exons: 1
Coding region: 1-2508 (835 amino acids)
Source: RefSeq, a predicted model, not a curated record
AUGUUGCAGCGGUGCUGGCUGCCACGCUGUCCUGUGCAGUACACCGCUCUUUCUGCUGCUGCUGGGCAGCUGAAUGGGUUAUUGGACCUUCGAGCAACAAAGCAACCCGUCCCAAGUGACGUUCUUAAGCAGUUUUUGCGAACAGACGUCAUGCCGCUGCUGCGUGGGACCACUGUAGAUCGACGCCAUGACAGCUCCGAACUGCGUCGCCUUAUGAGUCAGCUGCUCCGUGACUCUGCCUUUGCCGCCGUUGUGCUGCGUGCCCGUCCUGAUGGCACCUACGUCAACGCCCUUGCGGAGUGCGUUAAGCACGACCACGAGCGCAUGCAGUUCCUUCAAAAGAUGACCUCCAAUCAGGCUAGUCGGGUGAUUGAGCACCUCUGCCGCGUUGGGGUGCGAGACUCCACCGUAUAUGCCCCGCUAGCGGCUCGCCUAGACUUUCAUCUCCUUAAACCAGUGGGGAGGGCCAUGUUUGCCUUGGCGGAGGAGGGAAUGUACCAGGAGGUGGUCGCAUACAUCGUGCCUCUGUACUGCGGAGAGACAUGGACGCUAACCUUCGACGGUGGGGUGGGGUACAUAAACCAGUUGAACAAAAACUGUAAUGUCUUUGAUGCUGUGCGUCUCCUGCGUGUGCUCUCCAAGGCGGUUCGAGGUGUGGUAGAGCAGCAGCGGUUGGAUGCGGCAAAGGGGGCGGUUUACCCGCUUCCAGUAGAAAGCAUUCAGAAGCUGAGAACAAAUCUAACGGCGUUUAUUAUUGAUAACAGUGAGGUUCUUCGUGGAGGGCACUGGAUUAACUUUACGCGCGCCAUGGUGCAUUUCCCACUGGAGUUCAAGACAAUGAAGUACCUAGAGCGGCAUCCCUCCGUGGUGCGGGUUCUGGAUGCGCAGCGUCUGCCCCGCCGCGAUGCCCGCCGCGGUCUUUCUGACACCGUUGACACCGAUGACAUGGCGGCACUUGGGUUAAAUUGUGUCUUUGCCCCUGUUGAACAACCGCAGCAACAUCCACAACAGCACAUGGCGGGUGGGGAUGAAACGAGGAAAAAGCCUUGCUUUGACGUCCCCUCUAUUGAUCUCACCAAGCUCCUUUCCAUCAUUGAGGAUGUGCCAAUUCCUAGGGCCCUUCAACAGCGCCGUCGUCAACUUGUUAUCCGGGCAAUUGUGGAUGACAUGAAUAAGCUCCAUUUUACCGAUCUUGUGCGGUUUAUUCAUGCACUUCGUCGAGUGGAGGGUUCCACCGAAUUUUCGUCGUCGUUGAAUGCUGCAGUUGCAGCCGUUAGUCAAGUUCUGGAGCAGGGUCAAAAAAACGCCGCAGUAUACAUUCCGUAUGAUCGUCUUUUGAGCCUGGCUAACCUGCUUACGGCGUUCCGUGUAAAGAGUUGUAAGGGUUUUGUGAAUUACCUUCUUUGCUUCCUCCCCACAGUGAACUUCAUGACCGUGGGGGAGGCUACCUCGUUGAUGAACGCGCUGGUCACCGUUGCAGAAGUGGACGGCGUGCAAUUGUGUUCUUGCGUUGGGGGACAAAUCUUGGAUAAGGUGGGGCUCAGCCUUGAGGACGAUCUCCCCGCCUUGGUGUUAGCGUACCCAUUGCCGUGUGCGAAGCUACUACGUACCACGGUGAUGUUAAGUGUGGCACCAUCCUCUAGUGCCUUGCGACGCAUAUUUGGCAGCACGGAAGAGGCGUUGAAAGUGUCGCCUGCACUUCGAGAGGUGGGUGCCUCCGUCCUGUUUGACGUGGCCCGAUCCUUGUACCAUUUUUCGCGACUGAAGCCAGCCGACACCGACUGGACGGAAACCGUGUGGUGUAGAGGCAUUGUGGGUGCUCUGAUGCCCUUAUUGACGCAAUUCACCUCUGAAUUUUAUCAGGAGGUCCUUGCCGGCGAGGCUGGUGGACGAUGGUCCACCUCCUACGUUCCCCUCGCGUGGCGCAGCGCAGCGGAGACUGUGUUUUCGUGGGUGGAUGUGAAUCUGGACACUGUCUCCCUGACCACGAUGCAGCAGCGCAUCGAAGCUGUCUACCCGUUUUGUCGCCAAAUCGCAACGAUGGCUGUGGGCGUUGCAGAGACGCAGCGGCAGAUGCUUUUGAAGCACCCCACGGCCGAGCCGCUUGCCUUCUCGUGCAAUGCCAUUGUUCACAUGUUGUCCUUCCUGCUUGUUCUUGAGCACAUGCUGUACCAUGGGACCUGGCAGGCGGAGCUUGACAGCGGCGGCUGCGCCGCUGCGAGAGUAAAGAAGAAGAUUCAGGCAAUGAAGGCGGAUUACGUCACGAGUCUCUCGACUCCGGUGUGUAAGGACGAACAGGGAGGCGAUGUGACUGCGCUUGUGCUCAUUCGUCGUUUAUUCUCGUGCGGGGGAUUAUGUGACCAAUCACCUCCCCUCUUGGACCGCAGCAGCAUCCUUGAGAUCACUACAAACCUUCCCUUUUCCGUCUCACUCGUGGUGAGUCAAGGGCCGAUCAAUGAACUGUUCUGCGAGCAGGCCGCUGCGGCUGUAGUUGGCGUCGAUGCUUGA